GGGAAGGCACCGGAAGCCCUGCGGGGUCAAAGGUCGGUAAAUAUUGGUGAUGUCACGGAGCCAAGAUGGCGGAAGGAGAGGAUGGGGGCUGGUGGAGGAGCUGGCUACAGAAAAGUUACAGCAAUGUACGAGAUAAGUCCGCAGAGGCAAUGGAGUUCAUGAAAAGGGACCUGACAGAAUUCAGCCGGGUUAUGCAACAUGACACAGCCAGUACAAUAGCAGCCACAGCUAGCGUCGUCAAGGAGAAGUUGGCUGUUGAAGGAUCAUCUGGGACCACAGAAAAAGUUAAGAAAGGUCUGUCAGACUUUUUGGGCAUUAUCUCUGACACUUUUGCCCCAUCACCUGACAAAACCAUUGACUGUGAUGUCAUUACACUGAUGGCCACACCCUCUGGUACUACAGAACUUUAUGACAGUACGAAGGCCCGCUUGUACAGUUUGCAGUCAGAUCCAGCCACUUACUGCAAUGAGCCUGACGGCCCGCCAGCACAGUUUGAAUCUUGGCUUGCAAACUGGGAUUCAGAGGAAAGGAAAUCAAAAAUCUCAGAGCUCCUUGUUAGCAGCCCAUCCAUCCGUGCACUCUACACCAAGAUGGUGCCGGCAGCUGUAUCUCACUCUGAAUUCUGGCAGAGAUACUUCUAUAAAGUGCAUCAACUGGAACAGGAAGAGGCACGGAGAGAUGCCCUGAAGCAAAGAGCAGAACAGAGCGUACAUUCCGAGGAGCCGAGGUGGGAGGAAGAGGAGGAUUACUUCACAGGGCCUUCCCCAGACCAUAGAUACAGCGCAAAGGAGAAGGUCAGUUUAGCAGCUCCUGCAAUUCCUGCGCUGAAUGUUGAAGUCAAUUCAGAGGAGCCAGAAAAGCAGAGCUGUGUAACUGUCUCGGCCACCAGCCCUUCAGAGAGUAGUGAGAGCAUCUCACCAGUGACUCAGAUUGCCAACCCGGCCUACCAUGAUCCUUCAGUCACACCUGAGUCCAAGGAUGUUCCAUUGUCAGAAACUGAGGAGGUGCAGGAAGCUGGUGCCACACACGCCUCUACAGAGCAGCCUGCAGCCAAAGCAAAUGCUCAACAGGGUACUCGGAAAGAUGAGCCACCUUCUGACCUCCGCGUGUUUGAGCUGAACAGUGACAGUGGGAAAUCAACUCCAUCUAACAAUGGCCAGAAAGGAUCCAGUACAGAUGUCAGUGAAGACUGGGAGAAGGACUUUGACAUGACAGAGGAAGAAGUGCAGCUGGCAUUGUCCCGAGUGGAGGUGUCUGAAGAGCUGGAAGAUGAGGACUGGGAAAACUGGGAAUGAUCUGGAGAAGGAAGAUGCCUGCUCCAUACCAAACAACACUAUUUCAGAAACUGAAGCCCUGCAAAAUUCUUCCGCCAGCUGCUUUUCAAUCUCUUACAUUCAUUAUGGCAAGUCCCCCUGGUUCAUAUACCGAGGGACAUGGCAGCAGGAUUUAGGGGUAGAUCUCAGACUCCACUGGCACUGCAGGGGUUAACAUGGUGUAAUUAAAACACAUCCAGCUUUUUAACCCAUUCACUGCCAGGACACUUUAGUAUGUUGAUAUGCUUAUUGGGGCUUUGAAAAAAAAACUAGCUUUUGUCAAAGGACAGUUACCAAAUUGUUUUAUUUUAGGUUUGAGUGUGGUUAAUUCCCAUAUACCUUGUACUUCAGUGUACAAGCCGCAGCAGGUCACUGACUUGCAAGAAUCUUUAGUUCUAUAUUGCCUCCCUUGUGUUGUCAAGAGUGGGGGUAUAUGUGCAGUUAACACCAUCUUUUCACAGAAUUAAUGUCACCCUAACUAGAGCCAAUUUGGUGAAGACCACCUAACUGCUUUAGCCAGUGUUUGAACCAAGCUUGUGAAACCUGAAAGGCCACUUAAUAUCUAACAAAGGAAGACAUGAAGUGGUUCUCAGU
This is a messenger RNA of Spea bombifrons (plains spadefoot toad), 1907 nucleotides long. RefSeq names its product BSD domain containing 1 (gene BSDC1). The coding region runs from base 66 to 1295 and encodes 409 amino acids. Lineage: Eukaryota; Metazoa; Chordata; Amphibia; Anura; Pelobatidae. The transcript is spliced from 11 exons. The record is from RefSeq and is a predicted model, not a curated record. Gene Ontology annotation, cellular component: cytoplasm.